AAAACGGGGAGCAGCAGAACGGCUCUCCUGAGAGUGGAUGAGGCUCAGGGUUCUUUGUGCAAAGGAAUUGGUGGGGAAAGAUUGGGUGGGAGGCAAAAUACCAGGUGGCUGGCCGUGGGGAGAUUUUUCCACCUUUGAUCUCACACUGUCCUGUUCAUCUGAGUGGAAUACAAAGUGAGGGUGCCAGAGAGCCGGCACUUUACCUCCGCCAUUCAGUCGACGGGGGAGAAGCACUGAGCGAGACCGACAGACUGUCACUGGCAAAAUGAACUGUCACCUCCCAUUUUUCAGAGGCACAGAGGGAUGAAUUGCGGCUUUGAACCGUGUGGCCCGUUGUUGAAUUGAGUUCCGCUGUCUUCGAACCCCAGCGAACAAGGACUUGUCACCAAUGCAAACUGCAGGAGGUACCCUCCCAGAGGAUGUCCAGAGGCUCUUUGAAGAUGUUGAAGAUUACCUGGUGGAGGGGCUGCAGGAUGAGAACCUGAAUGCUACAGAGAAGAGGCAGAGGGAUGCAAUCUUGAUUGAUAUAAAGCAACUUAAAGAGAGGUAUCAUUUGGGAUUCCUGCCUGGUGCCGAGAGCAACUUGCAGAAGGCCACUCAAGAGCAAGGAGGCAUUCUAAAACAAGGUUACUUGGAAAAGAGAUCCAGAGACCCUAAAAUAUUUGGCUCUGAGUGGCAGAAGCGAUGGUGUGUCCUUGACAAAAAGGCCUUCUACUACUUUGCAAACGAAAAAAGCAAGCAACCCAAAGGCAUGUUUGCCAUUGAGAACUACCAUGCCCAGAUGGCUUUCCACUUGCGCAAGGAUUCUCGAAGAGAUUGCUGCUUUGAACUGACCUCUCCUGGUAAACGUACCUAUGAGUUUACAGCUGUUAGCUCUGCAGAAGCCAUGGACUGGGUGGAUCAGAUCCAAUUUCUGCUUAAGGAUAUUACGUCCUCAGUUAUCCCCUGUGAGGAAGACGAGGAGGAGGAGGACAACGACAGUAUCAAAGAAGAGGCCUAUGAUGACAUAGACAGUUUUGAUUCCCCCAAUGUGACAUAUCAUAAGGAUACCUCUUUGGACCUGGAGGAAGAUGAGGAUGACAGACAGAGCGAUGACUGCAUUUAUGAAGUUCUUCCAGAUGAUGAACUUGGUUUGUCCACUUCAGAUGGCAGAGAAGGUGCUGGAAGCAUGGAGAAGACAGGACUCAGAAGAAAGUAUGUGAAUUACUAUCAAGGUCUGUGGGAUUGUGCUGGUGGCCAUCCAGAUGAGCUGUCAUUCCAGCGAGGAGAUUUGAUAUACAUCCUCAGCAAGGAGUACAACAUGUAUGGCUGGUGGGUCGGAGAGAUGAACAGCAUGGUGGGGAUUGUGCCAAAGGAAUAUCUUAUGCCCGCCUACGAUGUGGAAAGAUGAAUGGCAGAUAACCUGGGUCUCAUCUCUUCCUGUCCCUUGCAUUGUUGAUGCAACAGAAACACUUCCUAGAACCCCUAUUUGCUAUCCCUAAGAAAAAUAUGUGCACACGAGAUGUCCUCAACCCACAUGAAAUCUGCUGCACAAGCACAGUCUCCUCUCUUGUUGUUCCUUCAGCCUUUUCCAUUCUGAGAUAGUUCUUCACACUCCAGAGAUGUUUGCUGUGGUACUUUUUCCAGACUUGGCACAUGCUCUUGUUCUGCAGAAGGUGGCCAAACAUUCCACAUACAUGAUGGUGGGGGCAGUACUUGCUUUUGCAGAACACUCAAUGGGGAAAUGUGUUGACAAUAUUUCGGAAUAAAUACUUCUGUCAUUUGCUGAUUAGAA
Lacerta agilis (Sand lizard) is the source of this 1774-nucleotide messenger RNA. It is a transcript of the gene SKAP1, whose product is annotated as src kinase associated phosphoprotein 1. Gene Ontology annotation, cellular component: cytoplasm; plasma membrane. Gene Ontology annotation, molecular function: protein binding. The record is from RefSeq and is a predicted model, not a curated record. Lineage: Eukaryota; Metazoa; Chordata; Lepidosauria; Squamata; Lacertidae. The transcript is spliced from 13 exons. The coding region runs from base 389 to 1390 and encodes 333 amino acids.